CUCCAGGGGAAAAGUGUUGGGAGAUCUACAAAGUGGAUUUUUUUUUUCCUUUUUCUUUUUUUUUUUUCCCCCCUUCCCCGUUUUUUACCGCUCCUUUGCAGACUUUACAACAAAACUCUCCAACUUUACAGAAAACUUUUUUUUUCUUAUUUUUGCCUUUUUUUUUUUUUCUUCCCCCCCCCCCCUUUUUUUUUUUUUGCCUUUGCAAAUCUUGGAAGAGGAAAGCGGGAGGGUUGAACAGAGCCGAUCGAAUCACUACUUUGCUUCAUACCAGGCUUCCCAGCAGCUCGCUGCGUCGGGAGUGACUUUUUCUCCUUCUGCAGAAGAAGAGAAGAAGGAAGGGGAGCUUUGCAUCCCCUAUUCCUUCUCCUGCAGGUUUUGGGUUGGUGGUUUUUUUUUUUUUCCCUCUCUUGUCUGCUUUGAUGCAUUAAUAGCAGGACACUGGUUUUCAAGUAACUUUGCUCCCUUUCCAACCUGCCUCCUCCCAACCCUUGGGGAAGAGUGUGUGCGUGUGCGUGAGUGUGUGAAAUCGCCGUCCCACCUCCCCAAACCCCCCUGCUCCCCCACGCCUCCCCCUGCAACCUGUAGGCUGUGCAACCCUUGCAGGCUUUUCUCCCUUUCCCCCACCCUCCCCAACCCCCUCUUUUUGCCCUCCCGCCUACCGCGGCUGCGAAUUCCCCCUUUCGAGGCGAGAAAAACCUGAAAGAAGGAGAAAAAGGGAAAAAAAAGAGGGUGGGGGAAAAAUACAAAAAGCAAACCUAGAAGCUCCCAGCGCCAAAAGAAAAGCAGGAGGGUCUCGCACCCCGAGAAUAAACCCCAGCGUGGGGCACCUGCAAGCAGAGGCUGCGUAUUCCGCCCCUUUUCCUUUGAAUUUUUGAUAUUUUUUUUUCAUUUAAUUUUUUUUUUAAUUUUUUUUUUUGCCCUCGAAGGGGCAACCGGAAAGCGAGCACCGCCUCCCGCCGUCCCCCCAACCCCCCCGCCGGCGGCAGCCCCCGCGCCCCGUCCCGCAGCAUCCCCGCCGCGAUGCUGCUGCGGCUCCUGGUGCUGCUGGGCGCCUGCCCGGGGCUGUCGCGCUGCCUGGGCUCCUUCGUGCAGUGCGAGCCCUGCGACAGCAAAGCGCUGUCACUCUGCCCGCCGCCGCCGCUGGGCUGCGAGCUGGUGAAGGAGCCGGGCUGCGGCUGCUGCCUCACCUGCGCCCUGCCCGCCGGGCAGCCCUGCGGCGUCUACACGGAGCGCUGCGCCCGUGGGCUGCGCUGCCUCCCGCGCCAGGGCGAGGAGAAGCCGCUGCACGCCCUGCUCCACGGCACCGCCGUCUGCCUCAGCGAGAAGAGCUACCGCGAGCAAGCCAAGGCCGAACGGGAGUCCCGAGAACACGAGGAGCCAACCACAUCAGAGAUGACAGAGGAGACCUAUCCUCCCAAGGCUUACCGCCCCAAGCCUGGGCGCCUCUCCGAGCUGAAGGCUGAGGCCCUGAAGAAGGACCGCCGGAAGAAGCUGACCCUGGCCAAGUUUGUGGGCAUGGCAGAGAACACAGCACACCCCCGCAUCGUCAUCCCUGAGCUUCGGCAGGAGUUUGAGCUGGGCCCCUGCCGCAGGCACAUGGAGGCGUCCCUGCAGGAGCUCAAGAGCAGCCAGCGGAUGGUCCCCCGUGCUGUCCACCUCCCCAACUGCGACCGAAAGGGCUUUUACAAGAGGAAGCAGUGCAAGCCCUCCCGAGGCCGGAAGCGUGGGUUGUGUUGGUGUGUGGACAAAUAUGGCAUGAAGCUGCCAGGGACUGACUACCUGAGUGGAGACCUGCAGUGCCACGCGUUCGACAGCAGCAACGUGGAGUGAAGUCACAUCCCCUCCCUCCACCCCAUCACUACCUACCCAGGCUCCCUUCCACCCUCCCCUCUGCACCUCCCCGUGCCCCGGGACUCCGAUUCCUUUCAUCUCAUGUAAGAAGAAAAAAAGAAAGGAAAAGAAAAAAGAGAAAGGAAGGAAAAGGAAAAAAAAAAGAGAAAGAAAGAAGAAAGGAAAAGCAAAAAGAGAGAAAAGAAAGCGAAAAAGAAAAGAAAGUGGAAAAGAAAAGAAAAGAAAAGAAAAGAAAAGAAAAGAAAAGAAAAGAAAAGAAAAGAGAAAAACAAACCCUGAAGAAACUGAGGACUCGGAAUCUACAGCAGCCUCUUGACAAGGACUCAGCAAGGAAAGGACAGAGCCAGAGACACGCCAGCCACGGCCGCUCCGCCAUCCCGCACCUUCCCAUGCCUCUCCCCAGUGCUGCCUGCAUUCCCCUGCCACGAGCAGAGGCCACCCCGACGUAGCAAGCUCUCUGAGUUGGUGAUUUUCCAGUGCGGGUUUCAGGCAGGUUAAUUUUUUGUUUGUUUGUUUUUCAAGUUAGUUAGUUGUUUUCUAAAGGGUCUCAAGAGAAAACCUUGUGGCCACCAGCACUCCCUCUCCUCGCUGCAGUCCUCUGGAGUUUCCUUUCCACAUUGCUGGGACUUACUCGAGUUGAUCUGAUUUGACUUCAGUCUCAAACGACCACCCCGGAUCCAGGCAGAUUUCAACACGUCGGGACUGCUGGUUUCAUGUCUGGAGAUGAGCCCGGGAGAAAAACACAGCCCCUGCAACAGCAUAAAUACUUCCCCCAGAAACAUUCAUGGAUUUCAAAAAGAAAUAAUCCAAAAAGGAAAGAUAACCUUCUCCGUCUGCUUCCUCUUGAAUAGGAGGUCAGAAAUCUUCUGGACGAGAGGGAUGCUGACCAUUGGUCCAUCCAGGUGUGCAAGCAUUUGUCGCCUGCCUGCAUGUCUGCGAGCGUGUACGUGCACAGACGUGGCUUUUCCUCCUUGCAAAACUUUCCCUGGAAACCUGCAAUCUGGAGGGCUUAACUGCAAGCAGGGGAAGAGAUGCUGCCUCCCCAAAAAACAAUGAUAAUGACCUGCUAGCCUAAGCACGGGUGCAGGGUUACGAAGGAGCGUUGGUGCCUGUGGGAUCACGGCCCCGCCGACACCGAGGGCUGCAUCCGAGCCGAGCCCACAGAUACUCCAUUCCUGUCCAGACUGAAGCAUCGCUGUGUGGGGACAGGGGGAUCGGGGCCAAAACUCUUCACUGCCCUUUGCUGCCACGAGGAAGAACAACUAUGGAUAUUUUUUAUUAUUUUUUUUCACAGCCAAAAAAGUGGUUUGCUCCAGGGGAAAACAAAACAAACCUACACUUUGUCUUGGAUUUCUGUUAAGGCUGGUUUAUAGCUUUCCCAUAGGUAGGAAAAUACCAGUCUCCAUCCUUUCACAUUGAGGAUACUGCUCAUGUUGCUAUGGCUGAUUCCUGCCACCUUACAGUAUGGUCCUGCAAUGGGCCCUUGGCUUUAAUAUGGGAUCCAGCUCCUUGUUGAGUGACAGCAGCCACCACUCUGGAGACCUACUGCCUCAGGUCUGCUGGGACAGCCUUCAGCUGCCUUCCUGACUUUUUUGUUAUUUUUAAUUUUUAUGUUCAAUUUUGGGACUGUUGCCUCUUGUUUCCCUAUGACAAGGGUCUCCAAGAUGUUGGUGCUCAGAGGAGAUACUGCAGCAAAGGGAAGAAAGGAAAGGAAAGCAAGCUGUGAGGUCUGGGUGCUGCAGUCCCAGUGGCCAAACAUGCACCCACCAGGGACCAUAUCCCACUGCCGCAGCUGGAGCUGGCAGCUGGCAUUGCCCGAAGGACACAGCCACUCUCAGGGGAAGGUUUCUGCACCCCCAAAGGCCCUUUGAGCAUGCCGAAGCUGGGCAGAAAGGAGAGGGAUUCCACAGUGCCACCAGGUCCCUGCCAGGAGGCAUGGGACAAUGGGUAUUUGAAACUGAGGAGCUCUAGCAGAGGCUCCUCUCCAUCAUUGACUGGGAACCUUGUGGCCUCCCCAUGGCACGGCAUCACUCUCCGGAGCACCCUGCAGCCUCACCCACCAGGAUACUUGCCCCACUCAAGAGGAGGACUGGAUGCCCUGCAAUUAUUUCCACUGGAGUUACAGCAGGGACAAAUUUUGCCGAUGGACUUCCACAGAGACCUGGUGAGGCAUGUUUGGAUCUGGGGGUGAGGCAUCUUCCCUUGCUGAAAAGAAGGGGAUGCCACCAAAUGCAGAUCUACCCUCAAAAAAACCCUGCAGGAGAAGGAUGACCCCCAUGUUGCUGGAGGGGAGCACAGCGGGUGCUGGGACCAGGGGAGGGACCCCUCUGGGCUCUGCAGGACUGAUGGGGCGGGUCGAUUUGACCAGGGUGGUGGGUUAAUGGUGCAGUGAAAGUGGGGUGAAGAAUGGGAUUGAGAAGGCAGGUGGAGGAGGAGCCUGUGCAUACUCCAAGGGCCACAGGUUUCCAUUGUUGCCACAGUCUCCCGUCUCCUCUGCUUCCUGAUCCCUGUGCAAAACCUCCUGACUGUUAUAGGCCAGUACCACCUUCCCCAGGAUCCUUCUGUCCUUUUCUUACCCUCUUUUUUUUUUUUGUUCAUUUGUUUGUUUUUUGUUGUUGUUUGAUUUCCCAAAACUUGAAAGCCUUUGGCUGCAUAGAAAGGAGAUGUGCCUCCAGGGCAGAAUGGAAGUGGGCAGAGGGAUGGCAGCUCCCCAUGGACCUUGCCUUUUUGGGGCUGAUGCUUUUGCAGCUUGAUGGUCAGCUCACAGGGCCUGGUGGUGGUGUCAUGACAUGGCCACUGUGGUGACAAUGGUAGGGCGACACGGGGCAUUCCUGGCCCCUCCCUACAAAGCGAGUCUCAGCCAUGACCCUGGGAGCCCACAGCACCAAAAUUCAUCCUGCACAGCUUCUCUCCUCCUUGCACGUCCCAUCUACUGUUCCCAUCAAUCUAGAGAAAGGAGGAUGCAAGGAGGGGGUUGCACCACCCACAUCCUCCCAAGCCACCUUGGCUUCCGGGACAGGGCACCAAGCAACCUCCUGGCUACCCUCUUCCUUGAGGAUCCCUGGCAGGAAGAGGCUGUUUGCAGGCUGCACUAAUGUUUUGGACCAGGGCUGGAGCCUGGGUCAGGCAGAGGGCAAGAGUGAAUUCAGGAGGGGUUGCCCCCCACCCAGGGCAACAGUGAUGAGGUGUUCCCAGUCUCAGUGCCCAGUGGCACCCCUUUGUGUUUGGGGUGGGAAAACCAAGAGGCACAUGGGGAAGUGCUGACAAUUUGCACCUCGGGGAGGUGUGAGGCUCAGGAGGUCUCUGGCCAUGGUGUUUGCACCGAGCCAAUGCAGGUACCCGGGGGGCUGGCUGGGAAGGAGAGGACAAGGAUGGCACAGGGGUCAGGACGGCCCUUCCACCAGAUCUCCCCGGGAGCAGCGCUCAGUGGCUGGGCUACCCCUUGUCUGUACUGCAGUGGACUUUGAAAACCACUAGUACAAGAGCAUUUUGCACUAUUUCUUUGCUCUCUCUCCCCCCUUCUCUUUUUCUCCCCCUUCCCCAUGAAAACUUUCUUUUCGUUGUUGGGGGUUUUUGUUGUUGUUGUUGUUGUCGUUGAUUUUUCAUGAUUUUUUUUUCCCAAACGGAGCAUUGUAUAUUUAAGGACCGACAGUUCACCUUGCUUCCAGACCUGUCCUGGCCCUGGCUAGGAGCCCUGCCUACUGUGCCCCCCUCCCCAGCCCCACCAGCCCCUCUACCACUGCCACUGGGACAGACGUCAUGGUUACCCACCGUUGUAACACAGUUGUUAAAACACACCAGAUUCCGAGUUUCCUGCCUGGUUUUUAUCUUUAAGCAAUACUCACUACACAUUUUACGGUAGCUUUUUAUAGCUUUACAUACAUACAGUAGCUCUGUUGUUUCAUUUUGUUUUGGGUUUUUUUGUUGUGUUUUUUUUUUUUUUUUUUUUCCAGUAAACAAGAAAUACUCAUAAUCUUACUGGUGGGAAAAAAAAAAAAAAAAGCAGUUUGUGAAAAACUGACAAUGGAAGAAGAGCUUAAUGCUCUGUUUAGCAUUUUGUACUUAAAAAAAAAAAUCUCACAUUUUAUUAAAAAGUGAAGAUUGCUGUAUACUAUUUAUUCAACUUAUAAUUUAUGUUACUCUUUGAUCUUUGUCUUUUCUCAUGACAAAGCAUUUAUUUAAUAAAGUUAUGCAUUCAGUUA
Molecule: messenger RNA, 6056 nt
Organism: Apus apus (common swift)
Lineage: Eukaryota; Metazoa; Chordata; Aves; Apodiformes; Apodidae
Gene: IGFBP5
Product: insulin like growth factor binding protein 5
Exons: 4
Coding region: 1024-1833 (269 amino acids)
Biological process (GO): regulation of insulin-like growth factor receptor signaling pathway
Cellular component (GO): extracellular region
Molecular function (GO): fibronectin binding; insulin-like growth factor I binding; insulin-like growth factor II binding
Source: RefSeq, a predicted model, not a curated record